AUGACAUCACACAUCACCUCCCUGCUCCCCCUACCCUCUUAUCUCAUACACCUCACAAAACACAAAACCCAAGCAGAACCUGACAAAUACUCUCUCUUCCCCCAACAAGGAAACCGGCCCGAUGCAAAAAAACUGCCGAUCCCACGCCGAGUCUUUUACUCCCUUCUCUCUCUCUCUCCGUCGGUACUUUCGGCCUUGUCGCUCGCUCCGCCGCGCCCUUGGUAUUCUUUUCUUUCUUUUCUCUUCUUCCCCGUUCAUCGUUAGCGCGGAGCUGGGUAUUGGUGGGAAAACAAUCUUUCCUCUUUUGUGCGCGCUUGCUCU
Messenger RNA from Periconia digitata, 321 nucleotides. Lineage: Eukaryota; Fungi; Ascomycota; Dothideomycetes; Pleosporales; Periconiaceae. The record is from the annotation of a GenBank genome assembly.